GGGGGCGCGGCCGGCAGCGCGGGGAAGAUGGCGGACACGGAGAGCGGCGCGGGGAAGCGGCCCAAGGGCGCGAAGGUGGAGGACAGGAAGGUGGACUGGCGGCGCUGGAAGCAGGAGAGGAAAGCAGAGACGAAGAAAUGGAAGGAAUUGAAGCUGCUGAAGAAACUGGAGAAACAGCGGAUGCGAGAGCUGGCAGAACAACAAGCCCAGACGCAGGAGGAACAGAAGGAAGACAGAGGCCGUCAGCACACGCUGAGCGUGGCCCUGCCCGGCUCCAUCCUGAACAACGCGCAGUCGCUGGAGCUGCGCACGUACCUGGCGGGACAGAUCGCCCGCGCCUGCGCCAUCUUCUGCGUGGACGAGAUCGUGGUGUUCGACGAGCACGGCGAGGAUGUGAAGAGCGUGGAGGGGGAUUUUGAAGGAAUUGGGAAGAAAGGCAAGGCUUGUGUGCAGCUGGCUCGGAUCCUGCAGUACUUGGAGUGCCCUCAGUACUUGAGGAAAUCCUUUUUCCCAAAACACGAGGAUCUGCAGUUUGCAGGGCUGCUCAACCCCCUGGACAGCCCCCACCACAUGCGGGUGGACGAGGACUUGGAGUACCGCGAGGGCGUCGUGCUGGACCGGCCAACGAAGCCAGGCAGAGGCUCUUUUGUCAACUGUGGGAUGAGGAAGGAGGUGCAGAUUGACAAACAGCUGAACCCGGGUCUGCGAGUCACCGUGCGCCUGGAGGAGCCCCAGAAUCCAGAAGCCAAAGUGCGGAAAGGCACCGUGGUGUCCUCGCACCACCCCCGGGCAGUGUCAGGCUUGUACUGGGGUUACAGCGUCCGCCUGGCCUCCUGCUUGAGUGCUGUCUUUGCCGAGUGCCCAUUCAAGGAAGGCUAUGAUCUCUCUAUUGGGACCUCAGAGCGGGGCAGCUCCGUGGACCAGGUCACUCUGCCCUCCUUCAGGCACGCCCUUGUCGUAUUUGGAGGCCUCGAGGGCUUGGAAGCUGGCAUUGAUGUGGACCCAAAACUGGAGGUCACCGACCCAAGUGUCUUGUUUGACUUCUACCUGAACACGUGUCCCGGGCAAGGCAGCAGAACCAUCCGGACAGAGGAAGCGCUGCUGAUCUCUCUCUCUGCACUGAGACCACACAUUGAGAAGGCUGUGAAGACACCCGGAGACAGCUGAGGGAGGGAAACCACUGACGUUGCCCUUGGGGAGGCAGCUCUUCAAAUGUGGGGUGCUGGGCAAGUCACUCCAGGAGCCUGUGGGACCAAAGCACAGUGUGGCUGGAGCUGGCAGCACUGCCCAACCAGGCAUUCACUGCUGCUGGGAGCAGCAAGGCUGUGCCCUCCUUCCCAGAAGCUGGCACGAGCCUGGCAGCAGACUUGGUCUCAGCACCUCAGACAUCUGGGGUGCAAAUAAAACAGUGUGGAACCUCA
Messenger RNA from Hirundo rustica (Barn swallow), 1421 nucleotides. RefSeq names its product SPOUT domain containing methyltransferase 1 (gene SPOUT1). Gene Ontology annotation, biological process: maintenance of centrosome location; miRNA processing. Lineage: Eukaryota; Metazoa; Chordata; Aves; Passeriformes; Hirundinidae. Bases 28 to 1167 code for a protein of 379 amino acids. Gene Ontology annotation, cellular component: mitotic spindle; kinetochore; spindle pole centrosome. The record is from RefSeq and is a predicted model, not a curated record. The transcript has 12 exons. Gene Ontology annotation, molecular function: miRNA binding.